AUGUCUUCCCUCCAGGAUCUCCCUGGAGAUUCCUCUUUUCCUUCUCUUCACCAUGACACUCUCCCAGACUAUCUCUUUGACACAGACUCAGAAGACAGCAUGUCAAGCACCGACCAAGGAGACAACAAGGAGAAGGACAAGGAUAAACUCGAUCCUGAAGUCCUCAAAGAUCUUGAGAAGCAUCAAGGCUUCAUGAGGCAAGCAAUCAAUGUCGCUGAGGAUGCUCUCGCAGGAGGCGAAACCCCGGUUGCAUGUGUUCUCGUCCUCAACGGAGAGGUCGUCGCUCGAGGAAUGAAUGACACCAAUCGAUCACUGAACGGUACUCGCCAUGCUGAAUUCCUCGCCACCGCGGAGUUUCUCUCCAAGUACCCACUGAGCAGAUUCAAGGAAACCGAUCUCUAUGUCACCGUGGAACCGUGCAUCAUGUGUGCUUCGGCUCUGAGACAGUACGGAAUUCGCUGUGUCUACUACGGCUGUGGAAACGAUCGUUUCGGUGGCAAUGGAAGCGUUCUUGCGGUUCAUUCAGACAAGGGUCUGGAGAAAGGCUAUCCGAGCUACGGGGGGAUUUUCAGGAAAGAAGCCAUCAUGUUGCUACGCCGAUUCUACAUUCAGGAGAAUGAGAACGCACCCAAUCCUCGCGCAAAGGGCAACAGAGAGCUGAAGCCAGUCGUCUGA
This is a messenger RNA of Exophiala spinifera, 675 nucleotides long. RefSeq lists its product as uncharacterized. Gene Ontology annotation, cellular component: cytoplasm; nucleus. The transcript has a single exon. Gene Ontology annotation, biological process: tRNA wobble adenosine to inosine editing. The record is from RefSeq and is a predicted model, not a curated record. The coding region runs from base 1 to 675 and encodes 224 amino acids. Gene Ontology annotation, molecular function: tRNA-specific adenosine-34 deaminase activity. NCBI's taxonomy places the organism in Eukaryota, Fungi, Ascomycota, Eurotiomycetes, Chaetothyriales, Herpotrichiellaceae.